Molecule: messenger RNA, 1457 nt
Organism: Theileria parva strain Muguga
Lineage: Eukaryota; Apicomplexa; Aconoidasida; Piroplasmida; Theileriidae
Gene: DHRSX
Product: short chain dehydrogenase family protein
Exons: 5
Coding region: 224-1438 (404 amino acids)
Source: RefSeq, a predicted model, not a curated record
AUUCAAUAUUUGUAUCAUUUUUAAAUUUGUUUUGUAGUUAUUUGUAUAUUUUAUUUUGUUAAAUAACUUUUAUACACAUACCACUACUCAAACUAGUGUUAUGUUUAAGUUUCGUAACAACUGGAAGGAAUAUUAAAUUUAUUGUUUUUUGUAAAAUUAAAUUUAAAAAAAUUUUUGUAUGUUUCUGUGUUUUUAAUUUGAUAAUUAGUAGAAUCAUUGAGAUAUGAAAACAGCGUCACUUAGGAGGAAUGCAAAGUUAAAUCCAGUCCUUCCUAGAAGGCUGGCUCUUUUAUUUGAGCCAGCUGUACAGUCUAGUAUAUUGCUUUACUUAUACGUAUUUUAUUUGUUGGUAAAGUUGUACCUAGUCAAGUUUGAUUUAUACUCACUGGCAAAAAACUGCUUCUUGGUAGCAUUGUUUGAAUUGAACAAUAAAUCGAAGAAACUCCUGUUUUCAUGUUUGUUCUUUCAAUUCUCAAUGUUAACAUCGAUGGUGGUACUUUUCAUAUAUCAUUUUGUUGCAUCCGGUUCAAGAUUGCCAGCACAUGUAUUAUCAAACACAAAUUUAAAGGGGAAAGUCGCAAUUGUUACAGGUGGAUACAGCGGAAUCGGUCUUGAAAUUGUAUAUCAAUUGCUUAAAUGGAAUUGCAAAGUAGUUAUAUUGGGAAGGGAUAAGACUAGAGCAACUAAUGCCAUUGAAAGAAUGAAGUCAACCAAAUCAUUUGAUGUAAAUAAUGUAAAUUUUGUUGAAAUGGAUUUGGAUAACUUAACCUCAGUAAAGAAUGCAGCUAACACUUUUUUGAAUAUGUUUGAUAGGCUUGAUUUUUUAAUUAAUAACGCGGGAGUUUACACUUCUGGACUUAAAACUACUAAAUUUAAACUCGAGUCGAAUUUUUCUACAAACUUUCUUGGGCUAUUUUAUUUGACAAAGCUGUUAUUGGAUGUUGUAAAAAAAUCGCAAGGAAGAAUACUAAACGUUUCCAGUGUGGCUCACUUCAAGUAUAAUCCAGAUACAGACCCGAUUUUUGAAACUAAAUCUACAACUUCUCUUAAAUGUAGUACAUUAAAUGGAUACUAUGGAAGAUCUAAACUGUAUGUUAUUUGGUUUACACACGCAUUACAGAGGAGGUUGAGAGCUGAAAAUAGUAAGGCUUUUACAGUCAGUUUGGCACCGGGAGUAGUACAAACAAAAAUGGUGUUACAAGUACAAAGAGCACACCGUUAUAUGGUACCAAUGUAUGUGAACCUGCUUACUCUGAGGAAACCUGUUGAUGGAGCAGCAACAUCAUUGCAUUUGUGUACAACUAACGCAAAGGAUCUUGUACCCGGAGCAUACUAUGAUAAUAGAAGGCUGGCUUUUGUAUCAAAAUAUGCUGAUGACUUUGAGCGUGAGGAAAAACUUUGGAAAUUAGCCGAAGAACUUGUAGAGAAACUUGAAUAAUAAUUUCAAUAAGAAAAUA